Messenger RNA from Frankliniella occidentalis (western flower thrips), 2172 nucleotides. RefSeq names its product alpha-aminoadipic semialdehyde synthase, mitochondrial (gene LKRSDH). NCBI's taxonomy places the organism in Eukaryota, Metazoa, Arthropoda, Insecta, Thysanoptera, Thripidae. Gene Ontology annotation, molecular function: saccharopine dehydrogenase activity. Gene Ontology annotation, cellular component: cytoplasm. The record is from RefSeq and is a predicted model, not a curated record.
AACAUCCGCCUCAUCGACUACGAGAAGCUGAUGGACGAGCGCGGCCAGCGCGUCGUGGCGUUCGGCAAGUACGCGGGCGUUGCCGGCAUGGUCAACAUCUUCCACGGGCUGGGCCUGCGGCUGCUCGCGCUGGGCCACCACACGCCCUUCAUGCACAUCGGCCCGGCCCACAACUACAGGAACUCGUCCAUGGCGCGGCAGGCCAUCCGGGACGCCGGCUACGAGAUCUCCCUCGGCAUGAUGCCCAAGUCCGUGGGGCCGCUCACCUUCGUGUUCACCGGUUUCAAGGGGCCGGGCGUGCUGGUCUGCUCCAUCGAUAACAUGCCGACCCAGCUGCCGCGCGAGUCGACCGACUUCUUCGGCGACCUGCUGUACCCGUACGCGCUCAGCAUCAUCCUCUCGGACGCCACGGUGCCGCUCGAGAAGCAGUCCUUCCCGCCCUCUGUGUACGGGGCCAUCAUUGCCAGCAAUGGCAAGCUCACGCCCAACUUCGAGUACAUCCAGGAGCUCAGGAACCAGAACACGCGAAACAAGCAGAAGCAGGUCUGCACCGAGGAGAUCGCGCAGCGCGUGUUGGUGCUCGGCGCGGGCUAUGUCAGCGCGCCCGUCAUCGAAUACCUAAGCCGGGACAAGAACGUGGCCGUCACUGUCGCGUCGUCGCUAAAGGACGAGGCGGACAAGCUGGCGAGCAAGUACCCGGGCGUGCGGCCGGUGCUCAUGGACGUGGUCAACCGGCCCGACAGCCUGCGCGAGCUCAUCGAGGAGGCCGACGUGGUCAUCUCGCUGCUGCCGUACGGCCUGCACCACACGGUGGCCGAGGCCUGCAUCGACACGCGCACCAACAUGGUCACGGCCUCGUACUGCACGCCCGCGCUGCAGGCGCUGCACGAGCGCGCCGUAGAGGCCGGCAUCACGGUGGUCAACGAGGUCGGGCUGGACCCGGGCAUCGACCACCUGCUCGCCAUGGAGUGCUUCGAGGAGGUGCGCCAGGGCGGCGGCAAGGUGGUGUCGUUCGUGUCGUACUGCGGCGGCCUGCCCGCGCCCGAGUGCUCCGACAACGCGCUGCGCUACAAGUUCUCGUGGUCGCCGCGCGCCGCGCUCCUCAACACGCUGGCCACGGCCAAGCACCUCCGGAACAACGAGGUGGUCGAGGUGCCCGCCGGCGGCGAGCUCAUGCGCUGCGCGCACGACCUCGACUUCCUGCCGGGCUUCGCCCUGGAGGGCUACCCCAACCGGGACUCGAUGCAGUACGCGCAGCUCUACGGCAUCGCCGGCGAGGCCAACACCGUGCUGCGCGGCACACUGCGCUACCGGGGCUUCUCCGACACCGUCCAGAGCCUGCAGAUCCUGGGCCUGAUCAACGCCGAGCCUCACCCCGCCCUGCACCCCAAGGGCCCCGAGAUCACCUGGAGAGCCUUUGUCUGCAACCUCCUGGGCAUCGCGGACGUCGACAUCUUCUUCGAGAACCUCAAGAGCAAGCUGGCGGAGCGUGUCGGCAGUGCUGAGCGGCUGGCCGCCAUCGAGAACCUGGGCCUGCUCUCCGACGACCCCAUCCAGAAAAUGGACACCCCGCUGGACACGCUGUCGCACUACUUGUCCAAGAGGCUGGUGCUGGAGCCACACGAGCGGGACAUCGUGAUCCUGAGGCACGACGUGGACAUCCUGUGGCCGGACGGUCGCCGAGAGCUGCGCGGCAUCAACCUGGUGACCUACGGCGACCCCCACGGCCACUCGGCCAUGGCCAGGACGGUGGGCUUCCCCGCCGCCAUCGCCGCCAAGAUGGUGCUUGACGGAGAGAUCCAGAGCCACGGCAUGGUUUUGCCAUUCAGCCGCGAAAUUUACCGCCCAAUACUGUCACGACUCAAGUCAGAAGGUAUCGAACCCUUCGUGCGUUCGAAAUGGCUGUGAAAGAAGAGGGGACUUUACACAAGAAGUGCUCUUGUGUGAAAUGUGUACAAACAGUGCCAUUCCAUUGUGAUUUGUAAUAAAAAUCUAAAUAUACCAGUAAUUCGACUAAACGACUGAGAUUUGUGUUUCAUGGUAAUCUAUAAUUGCUCACAAACUGCCCAAUUUUUAUUGUAUGUUCUAAAACAUUGUAUGCCACUUUAAACGUUGUACUGUACUGUAUUUAGUUUUAAAUAAAAUGUCUAUAAAUAUACUAUACAAACGAGA